Molecule: messenger RNA, 5355 nt
Organism: Prunus dulcis (almond)
Lineage: Eukaryota; Viridiplantae; Streptophyta; Magnoliopsida; Rosales; Rosaceae
Product: endoribonuclease Dicer homolog 3a
Exons: 25
Coding region: 238-5172 (1644 amino acids)
Biological process (GO): siRNA processing
Cellular component (GO): cytoplasm; nucleus
Molecular function (GO): RNA binding; ATP binding; ribonuclease III activity
Source: RefSeq, a predicted model, not a curated record
CUAAGCUCUGUCAGGCUCUCAGCGUCACCGUCUCCUCUGAGGCUUUUUCUGAGAAAAAAGAAAGACCGUUGCUUCCACUCUCUCUCUUUCAACUGGCGAAGAUCCAGCGAUAGGGUUCACGCUUCUUGUGCUCUUCACAUUCGUCUUCUCCUCUUCAUUCGCUUCUCGCUUUCACAAUCUGCAACGCGUAUUCGCCAGAGGAAAGGCCAGAAUCCUCUGAAACGGAGCUUCGGCGACAUGGUCUCUGAACCGCUUGAUCAUGUCGCUGAUCAGGAUCAACAAUCAUCCCCGAUUUCCAAUGACUUCAACCCCAGCGGGUAUGAGGCAAAUGUUUAUGAGGUUGCGAAGAGGAGGAACACCAUAGCAGUGGUGGAGACAGGUUCUGGGAAGGAUAUGGUAGCUGCGAUGCUCAUCAGUGACAUUGGUCAAGCUAUCAAGUCAAGCUCAAGUGGUGCCAAAAAAUUGAUUGUAUUUUUGGCUCCAACUGUUCAUUUAGUUCAUCAGCAAUUUGAGGUCGUUAAAGUAAACACAAACUUUAAAGUGGAAGAGUAUUACGGAGCUAAGGGGGUUGAUUCAUGGACUAUGGAGUGCUGGGAAAAGGAAACAAAUGAGCAUGAUGUGCUAGUAAUGACACCCCAGAUUCUUUUGGAUGCCUUGAAAAAGGCAUUCUUGAGCUUGGAAGCGGUAUGCUUGAUGAUUAUUGAUGAGUGCCAUCUAGCUACUGGAAAGCAUCCAUAUGCAAAGAUAAUGAAGGAAUUUUAUUACAAGUCUACCGACAAGCCAAAGAUUUUUGGGAUGACGGCAUCACCUGUUAUCAGAAAAGGUGUCUCAUCUUCAUCAGAUUGUGUGGGCCAGAUAUCAGAACUUGAAAGCACUUUAGAUUCCCAGCUUUAUACUAUGGAGGACAGAAAAGAGAAGGAACUGUAUGUCCCAUCUGCAAAAGAAACUUGUAUAUUUUAUGACCAAGCAUGGUUUCCGAGUUCGGAUUUAAAAGCAAAGAUGGAAGCCUCGUGGGCCAAGAUUGAUGCUUCAUUGUCAAAGUUGCAAGAAUCAGUAGAAAGUAAUUUCAAAGACAUGGAUGAUACAAUGAAGACACUGCGGAAACGAUUGUCUGAUGACUACGCAAAUAUCUUGUAUUGCCUUGACAACCUUGGUCUCAUAUGUACUUAUGAGGCUGUCAAGGUCUGUCUAGAUAAUGCUCCUUGCAAAGAGGAGUAUGAACUUUAUAGAGAAAGCUCUUCUCAGUGCAGAUAUUUUCUUGAGGAAGUGCUUGGUAUAAUAAGGGAAUCGUUUCUGCAUGGUGGUGAAAUUUUUUUGGAUUUUGGGUUUGAUUAUUUGAAGGCGGUAAAUUUGGGCUACAUAUCUCCGAAAUUAAAUGAACUUGUUCAACUUUUUCAUUCAUUUGGAGGAUCUAGGGAAGAACUGUGCCUUAUACUUGUUGAUAGGAUUAUCACAGCUAAAGUGAUUGGCAGAUUCAUGAAAAAAGUUACCUCUUUAUGUCAUUUCACGGUUUCCUAUUUUACUGGAACUAAUACCUCAGUUGAUGGUCUGGCCCCGAAAAUACAAAAGGAGACAUUGGAAUUAUUCUGCUCUGGGGAGGUCAAUUUAUUAUUCACUACCGAUGUAGUUGAGGAGGGAAUUCAUUUUCCGAACUGCUCCUGUGUGGUACGUUAUGACCUGCCAAAGACAGUCCGUAGUUAUGUCCAGUCCAGGGGACAGGCUCGGCAAAAUAACUCUCAAUUCGUUACAAUGCUGGAGAGGGGAAACCAGAAACAAAGGGAUCAACUAUAUGAGAUUGUCAGGAGAGAAUAUUUGAUGACAGAUUCAGCUACAAAUAGAGAUCCUGAAACAUGCGUUUUGAAAGUAUGUACUACGGAGGAAAGAAAUGCAUAUACUGUGGAUGCCACCGGAGCAUCAGUCACAGCAGAUUCUAGUGUCAGUCUUGUACAAAAAUAUUGUGAAAUGCUACCUGGGGAUAAGAACUUCAUUCCGAGGCCAACUUUUCACUACUCAUAUCUUGGAGACUCUUAUGAGUGUAGAAUUGCAUUACCUCCACAUGCGGCUUUCCAAACAAUAGUUGGUCCUGUAUGCAAGAAGUCUUCUUUAUCAAAGCAGCUUGUAUGCUUGGAAGCAUGUAAGCUGUUACAUCAAAUGGGUGCCCUGAAUGAUCAUCUUCUUCCGGCCAUUGACAAGCCUCCAGAAAAUGAUCUCGAUGUGAAAAGCAAAGAUCCAGCUUCUGGCGCAGGAACAACUAAAAGGAAGGAAUUACAUGGUACAACUUGCAUUCAUACACUAUCUGGAACUUGGGGAGGAAAACUUGAUGGUGCCGUUUUUCAGGCUUAUAAAUUUGACUUCUCCUGUGAAAUUGUUAGCGAAUUUUAUUCUGGAUUUACUCUUCUGAUUGAAUCAAAGCUUGCUGAUGAUGUGGGGAAUAUUGAAUUGGAACUUUACCUGAUUUCGAAGACAGUUAAGUCUUCUGUUUCUUCCUGUGGGCAAGUUCAUUUGGACGGGGAACAGAUGGCAAAAGCAAUGUGCUUUCAAGAAUUUUUCUGUAAUGGAUUGUUUGGGAGAUUGUUUCAUGGAACCAAAUCAGCUGGAAAUCGGAGAGAAUUUUUACUUGAGAAAGAAACAAGAAAUCUGUGGAGCCCAUUAUACAUGUAUUUGCUUCUUCCACUUGAGUCAUUGAAUGAUUCAAGUAAUGGAACUUGGAGAAUAAAUUGGACAGGGAUAAAUUCUUGUGUUUCUGCAGUAGAAUUCUUGAAGAAAAACUCAUCUUUGGGAAGUCAUCAUUGUUAUGGUGACACACGUAAUUUCUUGCCGAGUAGAACUGUCUCAUCUGAGAUUAAAUGCAACAUUGCAGAGAUAAUCCACUUUGCUAAUUGUUCUGUUAAUGUAGCAAAUCUCAAAGACAUGGUGGUGGUGGCUAUCCACACUGGAAGAAUUUACUCCGUUGCUGAGGUUCUGAGUAACACAUCUGCUGAGAGUCCUUUUGAUGGAAAAAAAGACAAUGUCCCCUCAAAAUAUAGUACAUUUUCUGAGUACUUCAACAAUAAGUAUGGGAUUGUGCUCCAGUAUCCGGGGCAGCCUCUGUUGCGAUUGAAGCAAAGUCACAAUCCACACAACCUUCUUGUGAACUUUAGUGGUGAAGGUGGUGGUGGUAUUGAAAGGCAACGCAUGUAUGCUCAAAUGCCACCUGAGCUUCUAGUCAGUAUUGGUGUCCAAAGAUUCGUUUUAAAGUCCUUUUAUUUAAUGCCGUCAUUGAUUCACCGUUUGGAAUCCUUGAUGCUAGCGAGCCAACUUAGAGAAGAUAUCGAUUGUCAUUCUAGCAGCUUUCAGAUAUCAAGCUCAUUGAUUCUAGAAGCACUUACAACACUCAGAUGCAAUGAAGAUUUUUCUAUGGAGCGCUUGGAAUUGCUUGGGGAUUCAGUUUUAAAGUAUGCUGUGAGCUGUCACCUCUUUCUCAAAUAUCCCAAAAAACAUGAAGGAAAAUUAUCUAAUUUGCGCCAGUGGGCUAUUUGUAACUCAAACCUACAUAAAUUGGGAAUAAAUCGCAAAUUACAGGGAUAUAUACGUGAUGGUGCGUUUGAUCCACGUCGUUGGGUUGCUCCGGGACAGAUUUCUCUGCGACCCGCUCCUUGUAAUUGUGGAGUAGAUACUUUAGAAGUCCCAGUAGAUAGCAAAUUCCAAACUGAAGAUCCCAAAGUUGUGGUUGGAAAGUCCUGUGAUAAGGGUCAUAGAUGGAUGUGUUCAAAAACAAUCUCUGAUUGUGUUGAAGCCCUUAUAGGAGCAUACUAUGUUAGUGGUGGAUUGCCUGCUGCACUUCAUCUGAUGAAGUGGUUCCAUAUUGAUGCAGAACAUGAGCCCUCUCUGGUUGCUGAAGCAAUUACUACUGCAUCUCUUCGUUCUUACAACCCAAAAUCUAAUGAGAUUGCAAUUUUGGAGUCAAAGCUUCAUUAUGAAUUUUCUACCAAGGGUCUCUUACACGAGGCCAUAACACAUGCAUCUGAGCAGGAAUCAGGAGUUGGCUGCUGUUAUGAGAGACUAGAAUUUCUAGGGGAUUCUGUGUUGGACCUGCUUAUCACAAGGCAUCUCUAUGAUAGCCACACAAAUAUUGAUCCAGGCGAGUUAACUGACUUACGUUCAGCUUCUGUUAAUAAUGAAAAUUUUGCCCAAGUUGCUGUUAGACAAAACCUUCAGCAGCAUCUACAACAUUCCUCUGGGUUACUUCUAAGCCAAAUAACAGAAUAUGUGAAGUCUCUUUCUGAACCUGACAAUGGUACCACACUUCGAGGCACAAAAGGUCCUAAGGCUCUUGGAGACAUGGUGGAAAGUAUUGCAGGGGCAAUACUAAUUGAUACCGAACUUAAUCUUGAUGAAGUGUGGAGAAUAUUUAAACCAUUAUUAUCUCCAAUUGUGACCCCUGACAAGCUUGAGCUGCCUCCACUGCGUGAACUGAUUGAAUUAUGUGACUCACUCGGGUACUUUAUAAAAGAAACGUGUACAAAGAAAGGUGAAACAGUUCAUGCGAAGCUUACUGUACAGCUGAAAGAUGUUCUAUUGAUUGGAGAGGGGUGCGAUCGGACUAAAAAAGCUGCAAAAGGGGAAGCAGCUCGACGUUUACUGAAGGAACUUGAGAAAAGAGAUAUUUCAUACUCCUGGUGUUCCAAGAAGAGAAAAUUGGGCUCUGAAGGAGUAGGUGAUUCUUCUCUCCUAGACAUCAACUAUAACGUUUGCAGCCAAGUAAAUGUUGAAGAUUCUUCAGAGCGAGUAAUCUAUAAAAAGAAAAGGACAACUGAGAGAAUUGGAGUUUUUCGGUCAGUCAAUGAAUCGAAAACCUCUAGUCCCAACGAUACUGCACCAGUUAUUAAAUCAAUCAACAUGAAGAAAGGAGGACCUCGAACAUCUUUUUAUGAGCUGUGCAAGAAACAACAGUGGAAAAGGCCCGACUUUGAAUCAUCAGAAACUAAAUCAAGGACUCCAAUUGACUUUGGUGAAGGCUCAAGUGCGCAUUUUAGCAGUUUUGUCUCAAAGAUAACGUUGCACAUACCCAACUUCGGCGACAUUGAAUGCACAGGAGAUGCUAGACCUGAUAAAAAAAGUUCAGAAGAUUCUGCAGCACUUGCCAUGCUUUAUGAGCUUGAGCGGCAAGGCAAACUUAUCAUUGGUGGAUGAUCAUGUAUCUAUCUUGCCUGCUAGUUUUAUGAAUAAUUCGAGAAAUCGGAGGGUGGUACCUUUUAAAUCCACCAAUCUUAAUAUGAAGCAGUUAGGAUGUUGCUUGUCAGGAAAUCUCACAGCAAUGUGAAACUAUUUGAUGGCAGCACCAUAAAGAAAAAUGUAGAUUAUGUGCCGUCUCCA